AUGAUCUUCGCGCAGGUCGCCGACGCCGUGAGAUGGUGCCACGUGCACAGAAUCGCGCAUCGCGACAUCAAACCCGAGAACGUUCUCAUCACCACCAUCGCUACCGGCGGCGCCCCAGACUCGCCCGACACGCUCGAAGCGCGCCUUGCAGAUUUCGGCCUCGCGAUGGAGAUCCCGACGGGCUUCUCUCUUCGCGGCGCCGUCGGCAGCGCUCCGUACGAGGCGCCGGAAGUUUUGGCGGGGGAUCUCUACAGCUUCGGCGCGGACGUGUGGUCGCUCGGCGUGCUUCUAUACGCAACCAUCUCUGCUAAAUGGCCCUCUUUUCCCAGAAACGUGCGCAAGUUUUUGCCCGAAGUCGACUUUUCUGUCGCGCCCUGGCCUUCCGUGUCGGUUGAGGCGAAAGAUCUCAUCCGUCGGAUGCUGACUUUGGACUCGAGCCAACGGUUGGAUAUAGACAGCGUGUUGGCGCACCCGUGGCUCCGGAUCGCAUCAGCUCGUAGCGAGACAAGAAAAGCGCCGCGCGAUUUAAAAUCAUCGCACCAACCCAGCGCUCCCAUAGUAGCGCCGAUUUUUCCGCCCACAGAAGCUCCAAAACUCGAUUUCGGACCCGAGACCGCGGCGCCUCAUCCGCAUUCGCCCAAACUCGAUUCUCGCCCCGAGUCGUCCAAAGCGCGCCGAAACGGCCGCUCUUCUCAGUCCGCGGCUGACGUGGACUAUUCAGAGGCGACGCGCAUCGCGGCUCCGUCGCCCAGGCGGCAAUUCCGCCAGUCCGCCUCUUCUCAGUCGCUCUGCUCCGAGGGACUGCCGCUCCAGCCUACCAAACUGCCUCCAUUCCACCGCGCAUCACCAUCGCCCCUCUCUUGCCCGCCGCAAGGCAUCCCCCUUCAGCCGUCCACCCCCAAGGCGUUUCCUUCGUUCCCUCAGGCAUCACCAGCAGCCGCAUCGCCAUCGCCCCGCUCUUGCCCCCUGCAGGGGAUUCCUCUUCAGCCGUCCACCCCCCGGACCCCCAAGGCCUCUCCGUCUCCUCGCGGCAAGACGCGCACGGGAGCUACUGCUGCCCUCCCCAAGGGUCCCUCGGCUCAUGGGUCGGCAUCAGAUGGCAACAUGCGUCUGGCUGCCCACCCUGCUCUCGCCCUCCUCGCAUCGCCAUUCCGACCAGCCCAGCAAUGA
Molecule: messenger RNA, 1170 nt
Organism: Closterium sp. Naga37s-1
Lineage: Eukaryota; Viridiplantae; Streptophyta; Zygnematophyceae; Desmidiales; Closteriaceae
Source: the annotation of a GenBank genome assembly